GCCCGUACGAAGAGAGGAACGGUCGCCCCUUGCUACAACAACGCCAACGUCUCAGUGUUUCUGAUAAGAGUCGAGCAUUUCACUGCGAAGCUCUUCAUUCGCUCCACAAAAUGGCGUCUCCGAUCGCUCUCGCGCCGAUUCCUCCCGCAUCUCUCUUCUCCACCGACGCCGCUCGUCUAUCCCGUCGGCUCGACCUCAGCGGCCGCGCCGCACUCCCCCGACCGCCAUUGUCCAGGGCGGGCAGGCUUCGGACGAGCCGCUUCGAGUCGCGAGUGAGCGCGAAGCUCGGCGAGAAGAGCGCGUUGGAGUACAGGAAGCUCGGCGACUCCGACCUCGUAAUCAGCGAAAUCACGUUCGGCACGAUGACGUUUGGUGAGCAGAAUACAGAGAAAGAGGCCCACGAAAUGCUAAGUUAUGCGUGUGAUCGUGGUAUCAAUAUUUUAGACACUGCAGAGGCUUAUCCCAUUCCAAUGAAGAAGGAGACGCAAGGAAGAACUGAUCUAUAUAUUGGUAGCUGGCUGAAGUCCCGACCACGUGACAAGGUCAUUUUGGCAACAAAAGUAUGUGGCUAUUCCGAGCGAUCGAGUUAUAUCCGUGAGAAUGCAAAGGUUUUACGGGUUGAUGCUGCAAAUAUUAAAGAAAGUGUUGAAAAGAGCCUUAAGCGCCUCAACACUGACUACAUUGAUUUGCUGCAAAUCCAUUGGCCAGAUCGCUAUGUUCCAUUGUUUGGCGACUAUUACUAUGAUUUCUCUAAAUGGAGGCCUAGUGUACCUUUUGUGGAGCAGUUGAAGGCUUUUCAAGAGCUUAUCGACGAAGGGAAGGUUCGUUAUGUUGGCGUUUCAAACGAGACUUCCUAUGGAGUGAUGGAGUUUGUCCAUGCAGCUAAAGUUGAGGGAUUACCAAAGAUUGUAAGCAUACAAAAUAGCUACAGUUUACUUGUCAGAUGCCGCUUUGAAGUUGAUCUUGUGGAAGUUUGCCACCCAAAGAACUGCAAUAUAGGGUUACUUGCGUAUUCUCCACUGGGUGGUGGAUCCUUAAGUGGGAAGUACUUAGAUUACAACUCUGAAGCUGCAAAAAGAGGGAGGUUGAACCUAUUCCCCGGUUACAUGGAGAGAUAUAACAGAUCUCAUGCCAAGGAAGCAACCAUAAAAUAUGUUGAGGUUGCUAAGAAAUACGGAUUAACCCUUGUUCAACUUGCUCUUGCAUUUGCAAGAGAUCGGCCGUUCAUGACAAGUUCAAUCAUCGGUGCAACCUCCGUCGAGCAACUGCGAGAGGACAUUGAUGCUUUUCUAACAGUUGAGAGGCCUUUGUCAUCUGAAAUAAUGGCAGACAUUGAAGCCAUUUUCAAGAGAUACAAAGAUCCGGCCAUCCUUUAAGGUCAAGGUUCGUGUGAUACUUUGUGAGCAAAAUGCAAUUCUUUGCUAGUCUCCUUACUUACAAAAAUUCUGUAUGUAAAGCGAUUCGACUCUUGGUCAUCUACCACAUAGACCAUUACCAGUCUCCAAAAGUCUGGGAUUUUGUAUUGUAUAUUUAACACACAUUCCUGCGCGAUAACUUGCUAAUAGAACUUAUUUUUUCUUGGUCGAGCAAUGAAAAUGCAUAGUUUUU
Molecule: messenger RNA, 1608 nt
Organism: Rhodamnia argentea
Lineage: Eukaryota; Viridiplantae; Streptophyta; Magnoliopsida; Myrtales; Myrtaceae
Product: protein tas-like
Exons: 8
Coding region: 111-1376 (421 amino acids)
Molecular function (GO): oxidoreductase activity
Source: RefSeq, a predicted model, not a curated record